AUGGACCGCCUCUAUAUUUAUAUACCUGUCGGACACGGCCCCCGGCGCCGUGCUCGCCGCCCCUGCAACCGCUUCGAGCUGAUUACCAAUGAAGAAUYGGAGGAGGACCCUUCGUUCAAAGAGGAGAGCCUAGACGCCAGGCUCCGAGAGCAGGGUGUAGUGGAAAGCAAGGGUGCAGUGCCUGUAACUGAAGGGACWGAGGGUGACAGGCGGAGGAGUGGAGAAGAUGCAGAUCAGCAGGACCAAACGUCUAUGUCAAGUAACAAGCCACGAAAGAAAAAAAAGAAAAGGAAAACCAAGAAAGCUUCAGCAGGMGAUGCUCUGGAAGACAAUGACCUGGAAGACAUCGACAGCCUUCUGGAGAAGAUCGAGGAUAGCAAUGGGCUGUCRCCACAAACCCAGAGCGGAGUCAUUGCAGACAGCAGGCCUCUGCUCUACGUAGAGCACAGAAACUUGAAUCCAGAGAAUGAGCUGAAGAGAUACUUCGGGGCUCGGGCAGUUCUUGGUGAUCAGAGGCCGAGGCAAAGGCAGCGCCAGUACGUCCGCAGCACGUGGCUCACGGCUCCCAAGAACACCUGGCCUCGCUACAGCAAAACAGGUAUUGCCAUGCAGCUGGUGGAGACCAGGAGGGGAGUGCAGUACUUCACGUUCGAGCACCACCGCGAGUACCAGCAAGUGCAGUUCAAGUUCCUGGAUGCYGUGGAGUCCAUGGAUCCCAACAACAUUGUGCUCUUGCUGCAGAUGAACCCCUACCACGUGGACUCGCUGCUGCAGCUCAGCGACGUGUGCCGCAUGCAGGAGGACCAGGAGAUGGCCCGCGACCUCAUAGAGAGGGCUCUGUACAGCCUGGAGUGCGCCUUUCACCCCGUGUUCAGCCUCACCAGCGGAAGCUGCCGCCUCGACUACCGGCGCCCCGAGAACAGAGCUUUCUACCUGGCUCUCUUCAAACACCUGAUGUUCCUGGAGAAGAGAGGCUGUCCUCGGACAGCCCUGGAGUUCUGCAAGCUGAUUCUGAGCCUUGAUCCRGAGAACGACCCGCUGUGUGUCCUGCUGCUGAUUGAUUUUCUGUCCCUUCGAGCCAGGGAAUACGGCUUCCUGACACGCAUGUUCCAGGAGUGGGAGAGUCACCGGAAUUUAUCCCAGCUCCCCAAUUUUGCCUUCUCGGUUCCGCUGGCCUAUUUCUUCCUGAGCCAGCAGGAGGAGCGCUCGGAGCUGGAGCUAAGCCAAGCCCGGGAGAGAGCUGCCCGGCUCAUCCAGCUUGCACUCAUCAUGUUCCCAAGCGUUCUGAUGCCGCUGUUGGAUCACUGCAGUGUGCAGGCGGAUGCCAGGGUCACGUCCCAUCCCUUUUUUGGGCUGAACGCUCAGAUAAGCCAGCCCCCUGCCCUGAACCAGCUGACAUCCCUCUACGUGGGAAGGACCCACUCCCUGUGGAAGGACCCCACUGUCAUGGCUUGGCUGGAGACCAACGUCCACGAGGUGUUGGGCAAGGUGGAUGCCAGGGACCCGCUGGUGGAGGAGUGUGAGCACAAGAGGAAGAUGCGCUACCAGAGCGCGCCCAGGAAUAUCUACCGGCACGUGAUCCUCUCGGAGAUGAAGGAAGCCACAGCAGCCCUGCCGCUGGAGGUGACGUCGCAGCCGGUAAUGGGGUUUGACCCCUUGCCUCCCUUGGACUCCAUCAUUUCCUACACCAGGCCAGAAAGGACGAAUCAUCCAUCCAACGAAAGCACUUUAUCUCUCUUCUUCCGAUCACUGUUGCCAAAUUUUAACUUGCAGGGCGACAUCAGGCAUGAUGGGGAUGAAGAGGCCGGAGCAGGGCAGGACCUGAACCAGGGCGUGAACCGGCUCAUGGCCGCCAUGCGGGACAUGCUGGCGAACAUCCAGUUUCAGGAGCCCCCGCGGGACGACAAUCCCGAAGGCGAYGCGGACUGGGACUGAGCUGGCGCUGUGGCAGCACGGCUCGCGCUCCUCGCACUCCAAUAAAGUCCCCUCGACCACGGGCGCUGCUCUGGGUGCUCUUUCCUGGGGCUGGGAUGGGGCUCUGCCCAGCAGAGGUGCCUCUUGGCCCGGCACAGGGCUCAGCACGGGGACAGGUACUACCUGAAGAAGCUGGAGCUAAGCCCUAGCAUCCCUCUUCCCUUUCCCUCGCUUUGCUGCCUUGGCRCAGGGCACCAAAGGGUGCCGAGCCAGGGAU
This is a messenger RNA of Nothoprocta perdicaria, 2191 nucleotides long. RefSeq names its product transcription factor 25 (gene TCF25). The transcript is spliced from 19 exons. Gene Ontology annotation, cellular component: RQC complex. The record is from RefSeq and is a predicted model, not a curated record. Gene Ontology annotation, molecular function: protein binding. NCBI's taxonomy places the organism in Eukaryota, Metazoa, Chordata, Aves, Tinamiformes, Tinamidae. Bases 1 to 1935 code for a protein of 644 amino acids.